GCAGGUGAAAGAUGCUAAGAAAAGCUAAAGAAGUGAAGUCUGGCUCGUGCUUUGGAACAUGAACUUGAGUGUUUUGUACCACUGUGCUCUGUGCACCCUGAGUCUGGCAGUGCUUGUUGCUGGCAAUGUUCACCCAGAAUGUGAUUUUAUGACAGAGCUGAAGAAAAAAGAGGCUGAAUGUCUGAAGGACUCAGAAGAGCAUGGAAAUGCAACACCACCAGGUUGCAAGAGAACUUGGGACAAAUUACUGUGCUGGUCAGAGGCAGAUGCUGGAGAGACACUUGCCUUACCAUGCCCAAACUUCCUGUUUCACUUCAUGAAGGAGCCAGCUGGGACAGUAAAAAGGAACUGCACAAAGAAAGGCUGGUCUGACCCAUUCCCUCCCUACCAUAUUGCUUGUCCAGUAGAAGAUGAGAUUCCACUCGAAGAACAAUCCUACUUUUCUACUAUAAAGAUCAUCUACACUGUAGGAUACAGUGUAUCCAUCACCUCACUCAUUAUUGCUGUGACAGUUCUCAUUGCAUUCAGGAGGCUUCGCUGUCCCAGAAAUUAUAUCCAUGUCCAGCUCUUUUUUACUUUUAUCUUAAAAGCUAUUGCCAUUUUCAUUAAGGAUGCUGUCCUUUUCCAAGAAGAAGACAUUGAUCAUUGCAGCUUCUCUACAACUGAAUGCAAGAUCUCUGUUGUUUUCUGUCACUACUUCAUGAUGACCAAUUUCAUGUGGCUGCUGGUAGAGGCUCUUUACCUAAACUGUCUGCUACUCUCAUCUCUUUCUCAUGGAAGAAGGUAUUUUUGGUGGCUUGUUCUCUUUGGCUGGGGUUUUCCAACACUUUUUACCCUUAUAUGGAUAUUAGCAAAAUUCUACUUUGAAGACACAGCAUGCUGGGAUGUUAAUCAAGGCUCUCCUUACUGGUGGCUAAUCAAAGGACCUAUUAUAAUUUCUGUGGGGGUCAAUUUUGUCCUAUUUAUCAACAUCAUCAGAAUUCUGCUGAAAAAACUGGACCCUAGACAAAUCAACUUCAAUAACUCUUCUCAGUACAGACGCCUCUCACGGUCAACUCUGCUUCUAAUUCCACUAUUUGGAACACAUUAUAUUGUCUUCAACUUUCUUCCGGAAUAUACCAGCCUGGGGGUUCGGCUUUACUUAGAGCUCUGCAUUGGAUCUUUUCAGGGGUUUAUUGUAGCAGUUCUCUACUGUUUCCUGAACCAAGAGGUGCAAACGGAGAUUGGCAGGAGGUGGCAUGGUAAGAGGUAUGGACUUGUGCCAGUGUGGAGAAGGACGAGAUGGACGGUGCCCUCUAGCUCUGGAGUGAAAAUGACCACAUCUGUGUGCUAAACAUGGCCUCGGGAUCUGAAGCAGCCACAUAAACAAGCUUGAUAAGGGAUAAAAACAAAUAACAAACUAACCAAAAAACCCAGCAAGCUCAAUGAUUGCAGCUUAUACCGGGCAAACUGGAGGAAGAGCCACUCCUACAGCAGUUCUGUUCACUGAAUGUCUUUUGCAGGAUAAAUGUUUCGUGGCAAUUAGACACUGGGUGGCCUUCUAAACACAAAAUAAACCUCUCCUUGAUAUACUAUGCAUCCCAGCAAACACAAAAAGCACCUCUUCUUGGUUCCCUUCCUGCACACUUUCACUGGUAAACCAUUUAGCAGUUUACCUUUGAGUGGACACCAGUAGUACCUUUCACUAACAUCACAGAUGACCAGAUCUGGAAACUUGGAUUCAAACCUCUUACAAUGGGAACUGGAGUCUGUCCAACUUGCUUAAGUUUUGCUUCUUGUUCUUAUUCAUUAGACAUGCAAAUAUGAAGCUGAAUGUCUCGUCAAACUGCAACUCAGUGACUGAAAAGUUCUCUUUAACUGCCUUUUAAUAUUGUUUUUCUAGAAGCAAAAAGAUUCUAUGUUCAUAAUUAAAAGCAAUGUACUCAUGUACUGGUGUUACCCCACUAGCUACUGGUCAGAAAAUUUCUGACAGCCAAGUAGCAGAAGGUGGAGGUGUUGGGAAGGAUGAGGUUCUAUAAAAUAAUCAUUAAGGAAUAACUUGGCUUUGCAAGUAAGUUAAAAAGAAAGAUGAAGUUUUGCACAGAAAGAGUAUGAGAUUCAUGAGAGAUUGACUACAAGGAAUGCUGCUCAAUAUUUUCUAG
Molecule: messenger RNA, 2141 nt
Organism: Apus apus (common swift)
Lineage: Eukaryota; Metazoa; Chordata; Aves; Apodiformes; Apodidae
Gene: GHRHR
Product: growth hormone releasing hormone receptor
Exons: 13
Coding region: 59-1333 (424 amino acids)
Biological process (GO): adenylate cyclase-activating G protein-coupled receptor signaling pathway; positive regulation of cell population proliferation; cell surface receptor signaling pathway
Cellular component (GO): plasma membrane
Molecular function (GO): G protein-coupled peptide receptor activity; growth factor binding; growth hormone-releasing hormone receptor activity
Source: RefSeq, a predicted model, not a curated record